Oryza sativa Japonica Group (Japanese rice) is the source of this 888-nucleotide messenger RNA. Its product is annotated as signal peptidase complex subunit 2. The record is from RefSeq and is a predicted model, not a curated record. Gene Ontology annotation, cellular component: membrane; signal peptidase complex. NCBI's taxonomy places the organism in Eukaryota, Viridiplantae, Streptophyta, Magnoliopsida, Poales, Poaceae. Gene Ontology annotation, biological process: protein targeting to ER.
CAGUGAAACAUCCGCAUCAUAUUCUGUUCCCCACCGCAUCCUCCUCCGUUUCGCCGGCGACGACGCGGAUGGCGACCGACGGCGGCGGCGCCACCCCCUCACCGGCGGCGAAGAAGGCCAACCUCCUCGACCCCUACUCCAUCAAGCAUCUCCUCGACGAGACCGUCUCCGAGGUCGCGAAGAGCAAGGGGUACCCAGAGGACGCGCGGCUGAGCAACCGGAGGCUGGCGGUCGGCGCGGCGGUGAUCGCCGUCGCGCUCCUCGCGCAGUUCUACCCCCGCAAGUUCCCCGAGAACAGGGACGUCCUCCUCGCCUGCAUCGCGCUGUACGCGGCGCUCAACGUGGCGCUGCAGAUCGUUACCUACACCAAGGAGAAGAACGCCAUCCUCUUCACGUACCCUCCCGCGGGAUCAUUUAAUAGGACUGGGCUUGUUAUAUCUUCAAAGUUACCAAGAUUGUCAGACAUGUAUACCCUCACAAUAGCAAGUGCAGAUCCACAUUCUAAAUCUUCCAGUGAACCAGUCCAUUUCACUAAGAGUGUCACAAAAUGGUUCACCAAGGAUGGGGUUCUUGUGGAAGGUUUGUUCUGGAAGGAUGUUGAGAAACUGAUUGAUGACUACAACAGUGACCACAGGAGCAAAUGAAAGGAUAGCUUGUACUUAUUGAUAUCAAUAUGUCAUGAAACAACCAACCAUUCACCUACUACAUCUGUUAGUUUUUGCAUAUGACUAGCAAGGAAUCGCUUUAUAAAAUCAAAUCUUAACUGCAUUUUGUUAGACAAUUUUGUGACAUGUCCUGGUAUUAACUGCUGAAAUGAUGUGUCAAUUCCUGAGGUCCUGGUAUUAACUGCUGAAAUUAUGUGUCAAUUCCUGAUCGUGUUUCUGAUGA